AUGAGUCUCCUUGUCUGUAUUCAAAUGCUUUUUCUUCUCCUGGUCUCGAGCGCCGCCCAAAUCAUCAACCUCGAACCCGUUCCCAACUCCAUCCUCUUGGCCACCACCUUACACGCUCCGGUGAUCCUUCUCUCCUCCAACGAGACCGCAGCCGUCAAACGUGCUGCAACGUCACUCUCCAUCGACUUCGGCCGUGUCCUCGGAAAGAAUAGCACCAUCGUCUACAACACAUUAAACACAUCCACAACAUUUCCCGUCCUGGUCAUCGGAACACUAGGCUACUCGCCUCUCCUCAGGCCCCAAAACUCCUCCAUUCAGGGGAAAUGGGAAUCUUACACCCACGAAGUGACUAUGAACCCCUUUCCGGGUAUUUCUUCAGCCUUAUCAGUAGUUGGCAGCGACAAGCGUGGCACUGUCUACGGCAUCUACGCCCUCUCCGAACAGAUAGGCGUCUCUCCAUGGUACUUUUGGGCCGACGUUCCCGUCACACCCUUGCCAUCCCUUCAUCUAGCCCCCAACGGGACAAGCUACACACACGGACCCCCCUCCGUGAAGUACAGAGGCAUCUUUAUCAACGACGAAGAAACCUGCCUCACCUCCUGGGCCCGUACCCGCUUUCCUCUCGCCUCAUCCGACCGCAACCGUCCCUUUACCUCUUCUUUCUAUGCUCACGUCUUCGAGCUCAACCUCAGACUCAAGGGAAACUACCUCUGGCCCGCUAUGAAGAACAGCAUGUUCUAUGUCGACGACGUUGCAAACGGGGCGCUCGCAGACGACUUUGGCGUGGUGAUGGGGACAAGCCAUCACGAACUCAUGGCGAGGGCGUACCGCGAGCAGGAACGGGACCUCGAUGGGAAGUAG
This is a messenger RNA of Colletotrichum aenigma, 861 nucleotides long. RefSeq lists its product as uncharacterized. The record is from RefSeq and is a predicted model, not a curated record. Lineage: Eukaryota; Fungi; Ascomycota; Sordariomycetes; Glomerellales; Glomerellaceae. Bases 1 to 861 code for a protein of 286 amino acids. The transcript has a single exon.